ACCUUCACGAUGAGCGCGAUCAACACCUUUGUGGCGAUGUGGCGCUUCCUGCUGACCCUCGGCCCCUCGGCCAUGGUCAUUCUGCUGCUGAACAAGGGCAUUCUUGACCAGCGGCCGGACAUUGUCGAUGAGCCGCAUCGCGUUCGUUCGAUACACAUUGAGGAUCUACGUGAUGUCUAUGACUUUGUGGUCAUUGGUGGCGGCUCGGCGGGCUGUGUUUUGGCCUCCCGGCUCUCCGAGAAUCCCGAAUGGAGUGUCCUGCUGCUAGAGGCUGGCGGGGAUGAGCCGCUGCUCAUUGAUUUGCCACAACUAUAUCCGGUUUUUCAGCGUAGUCCCUGGGAUUGGAAAUAUUUGACAGAGCCCUCGGAUCGCUAUUGUUUGGCCAUGGAGGAUCAGAGAUGCUUUUGGCCACGCGGCAAGGUCCUGGGCGGUUGCAGUUCCAUCAAUGCCAUGAUGUACAUAAGGGGUAAUCGAAGGGACUAUGACCAUUGGUCUGGCCUGGGUAAUCCUGGCUGGGAAUAUGGAAAUAUCUUGCACUAUUUCCGCAAGGCGGAGGACAUGCGAGUGCCUGGCUAUGAGCACAAUCCCUAUCAUGGCCAUGGGGGUCCUAUUUCCGUGGAGCGAUAUAGAUUUCCCUCCCCCCUGCUGAACAUCUUCAUGCGAGCCGCUCAUCAUCUCGGCCUUGUCCAUCGCGAUGGCGACUUCAAUGGCCACUCCCAGACGGGCUUUGCUCCGCCGCAUGGCACUCUGCGGGAUGGUUUGAGGUGCAGUGCCAACAAGGGUUAUCUCCGCCGCAGCUGGCAGCGUCCCAACCUGGACAUUGUGCUCAAAGCCUUUGCCGAGCGUUUGAUCAUCGAUCCCCAGUCAAGGCGUGCCCAGGGUGUGAUCUUUGAGCAUGGUCUUCUCAAGCACCAGGCCUUGGCUAGGAGAGAGGUCAUUCUGGCCGCUGGAGCCUUGGCCAGUCCGCAGCUAUUGAUGGUCAGCGGUGUGGGUCCACGGGAGCAGCUGGAACCACUGGGCAUACCUGUAAUUCAGCAUCUACCCGGUGUUGGUGGCAAUCUUCAGGAUCACAUCUCCACCUCGGGUGCCAUUUACACCAUCCAAAGUGGCCUCAAUCGACCCCUGUCCUUUAUUGUACCCGAAAUGAUGAACGAGGAGGCGGUGGAGGAGUUUCUGGAGCGCAGGGAGAGCUUCUUUUAUGCCAUGCCCGUCAGCGAGGUGAUGGGAUUUGUGAGCACAAAGUAUCAGGAUCCCCGGCUGGACUGGCCUGAUGUCCAGCUGUUUAUGGGCAGCUAUGGUUAUGGAGCGGACGGCGGAAUGGUCGGUCGCCGUGGAGCAGCCAUCACCCUGGAGAACUAUGCCGAUACCUUUGAGCCGGUGCUGUAUCAGGACUCCUUUGUGAUUGCCCCGCUGGUGAUGCGUCCCCGUUCCAGAGGUUACCUGCAGAUCAAGUCGGCGGAUGCCAAGGUUCAUCCGCUGAUUCAUGCCAACUACUAUGACGAUCCCCAUGAUAUGGCCGUAAUGGUGGAGGGUCUGAAGAUGGCCCACCGGCUCACCCAGACCCCGGUGAUGCAGUCCCUCAAUGCCACGAUGAAUAUCUACGAGUGGCGCAACUGCCCGGAGGUGGAGUAUCUGAGUGAUGCCUUUUGGGAGUGCCUGGCCAGGUUCUAUUCGCAGACCAUCUACCAUCCGGUGGGUACUUGCAAAAUGGCUCCCGCCUCCGAUCCCGCGGGCGUUGUGGAUCCCCGGUUGCGGGUUCGCGGCAUCCGAAAUCUUCGAGUGAUAGAUGCGAGCAUCAUGCCCACCAUACCCACGGGCAACACGAAUGCUCCCACCCUGAUGGUGGCGGAGAGAGGAGCGGAUAUGAUCAAGGAGGACUGGCGGCACUACAGGGACGGUGGUUGGGGUUAAUUUGGGGUCUUUGUAUUAUAUAUAUCGAGAGGAAAAGCCCGAUCAUAUAUCGACAAAAAUAUCGAAAUCAAUGUAGAAAGUUUGAUGUGUAGCAUUUUUAGGUAUCGAAAUAUAUCGCUUUUUGUGUUAAAAUAUUAUUAUUAUUGAUAAAAUAUACAUUUGAAUUUUAGAAUAUCGUAAAAAUAUCGACUUUAAAUAUUACCGAUUCAAAAUAUAUACAAUAAAAUAUAUAUAUCGUAAAGAGUGACCUAUCGAAUUUUAGAAUAUUGGAAAAUAUUGUUUUUAAACUUUUAAAUAAAAUCGAUGAAAUAUAAUAUAUCGAUAAAACUAUCGAGAUCAAUGAUAUAUUGCAUUUUAUGUAUCGAAAUAUAUCGCUUUUUUGUGUUAAAUUAAAUUUCGACAUAAAAAAUAUCGAUAUUUUAUGGCAUCCCUAAUCUAAGGAUCCCCUCUCAACUUUCCCACAAUAAAUGUUUCUUUAUAAAGUCACCUUCAAUGUCUUAUUUCUCACUUAAAUCCAGAAAACACUGUUGGAAAAUCCUCUUAUGUUUAAAUAAGUUCUUAAGAACCCUGACAAAAAAUAGUUUAAAGUAAUUAUUAAACAACUCUCGGCAAAGAAUACUUAAAGAUCACAGAGCGGCAAGGAAAU
Messenger RNA from Drosophila kikkawai, 2557 nucleotides. Its product is annotated as glucose dehydrogenase [FAD, quinone]. Gene Ontology annotation, molecular function: flavin adenine dinucleotide binding; oxidoreductase activity, acting on CH-OH group of donors. The record is from RefSeq and is a predicted model, not a curated record. Lineage: Eukaryota; Metazoa; Arthropoda; Insecta; Diptera; Drosophilidae.